AUGUCGGAAGCGCCAGAAAUCUCCGCUAGCGCUAGCGACCCACCCAAGACCGACACCAAACGAUCCAGCACCUCGUUGACGCUGGAUGAGUACCUGAAAGGCAUCAUGCAGUUACAACAUCAGAGCAUUGAUCAAGCGAACGUCGAUCGCUCUGCACUCAUGGAGAGCCUGAAAUCCAAAUGGGAACUCCGCCAAGCCAACGCAGACCGUAUCGCAAAGCUAGAGGAAGCAAUCCUCCGGAUGGCGAUCAAAAACGAGUCGGAUACCCCAUCGACUCGGAUUGAGGCGGGCCGGAUUGACCUCCAACGCUUUCGAUCGUCGGAUGGCCCACUGUUUUCAGGACCGUUCCAGGAUGUCGAACGAUUCAUCACCUGGUUACGGAGCGUUCAGAUUUUUUUCGCCACAAAGGGCGUCACGCACGACGAUGACAAGAUCCAAGUCAUCGGGGGACUCAUCCGAGAAACCAACACGACCGCCUUCUACGCCAGCGGAUUCGAAACGUUUUUGGGCCAACCCUGGUCGGAGUUCAGAACCAAACUCAUCGCGUUUGCAUUGCCACCCAACUGGCGUACAACUCUACGGGGAAAAUUCAAGGAUCUCAGAAUGACUAAAUCAGACAUGCUUAACUUCGACCUCAAGAAGGAGGCGAUAUCCGACUUCGAUCUAGCCGAGUCGAUGACACUUGGAUCAAAUGACCUUUUACAGGCUGAAAUACACAACCACCAAACCCUCCUGCAGGACCCCUUCCUGUUCAGCACCUUCGAGAACAGAGCCAGUGGGUUCUGGGACGGUAUCGUUAAACGCUAUGCAAUAACGCUACAACCAAGAACCUAUCUUCCAUCGAGCUCAUUGACCGCGGGAUCGCAACCAAAAAGUCUACCUAAAGAAGAAUAUGUUUGGCGUAUUCACGCGUUCCUAGACUCUCAGGGCAGAUGCCACUUCUGCAAGAAACAGUGUGGCAGUGCCCCAGGUAAGUGCGCUGGUCCAAUUGAUAAAUCACCGAUUGAAAUCCCUCCGGCGUUCGUUGUCCCACCGAAACCAAGCGACUACAAACCCCCCAGACCAAGGGGACAGCCCUCGACCCUUGCAGGGAAACCAACGCAGCCCCCGGCGGGCCGACCUCCUAACAGGUCAGCUUCAGUAGCUGAAAUAGGCGAACACAACAUAUGCCCCGAUCUUGAUGCAGCCUCCGUCUCGGUGUUUGCCGCAAUCGACGAGGAACUCCAAUCAACAGCAGAGGAUGAGUAUGUGUCACCCGUUGUUCCUAGGCGACUUGUCAUCCGCCUUAAGGUCGGAGACCAUUACUUACAUGGAUUGGUUGAUACAGGGGCCGAGAUCAACCUAAUCAAUGAUCGGGUGGUACAAGACGCAGGAUUACCAAUUUUAGAUCUCCCGGUACUGACCCGAGUCAGCCUAGCGCUUAAUGAUGCAUCACGGACCCCACUAAUCCUUAAACAAUUUACGCGAGCGACAUUCACCGAUACGGGGUCCCAACUGCGAUUUGACAAUGUCGAGCUGAGCUUAGGUCCCAUCGCGGGAAACUACGACAUGAUAUUAGGAAUCCCCUUUUUAUCUCUUUUCAACCUCUCCGUUUCCAUCUCCCAACAAUGUAUAGCCACCCAUUAG
Messenger RNA from Puccinia graminis f. sp. tritici CRL 75-36-700-3, 1626 nucleotides. RefSeq lists its product as uncharacterized. Lineage: Eukaryota; Fungi; Basidiomycota; Pucciniomycetes; Pucciniales; Pucciniaceae. Gene Ontology annotation, molecular function: aspartic-type endopeptidase activity. Gene Ontology annotation, biological process: proteolysis. The record is from RefSeq and is a predicted model, not a curated record. The transcript is spliced from 2 exons. The coding region runs from base 1 to 1626 and encodes 541 amino acids.